GAAAGGAAGGGAGUGAGUGGGGGUGCGGCCGGGUGUCGCCGAGGGAGCCACUCUCCUCCUUUUCCCGUGGGGAAGCUGCGGGUGGUUAAAGCUCCUCCACGCCCCCACUGCCCCGGCCUUGGCCGUGUCCCCAAGAUCCGCGGUGUGGCCACCUGCUCCCGCCCGCCGAGAUGGCGCUGGACCCCGCAGAGCAGCAUCUCAGACAUGUUGAAAAGGAUGUUCUGAUCCCUAAAAUAAUGAGAGAAAAGGCCAAAGAGAGGUGUUCUGAACAAGUUGAAGAUUUUACCAGAUGUUGCAAGGACUCUGGAAUCCUUAUGGUAGUGAAAUGCCGGAAGGAAAAUUCUGCAUUGAAGGAAUGUCUAACUGCUUACUACAGUGACCCAGCUUUUUAUGAAGAGUGCAAGCUGGAGUAUCUCAAGGAACGUGAUGAAUUCAGGAAAACUGGAAUUCCUACCAAGAAAAGGUCACAGAAACUUCCCACAAGCAUGUAGACAAGUACUCGGAUGAGCCAGGAGCACUGGUAUUUAGGAAACUUGUUUAUAAUCUCUACCUGAAAUAAUGGACGGAAUGUAUCCUAAUUAUAGAACUGUUAAUUUUAUAUGUAAUAAAGAUGUUUAUUUCUGAGGCCUAUUUAAUUAAAUAUAGGAUAGGAACAAAUACUGAA
Molecule: messenger RNA, 664 nt
Organism: Jaculus jaculus (lesser Egyptian jerboa)
Lineage: Eukaryota; Metazoa; Chordata; Mammalia; Rodentia; Dipodidae
Gene: Cmc1
Product: C-X9-C motif containing 1
Exons: 4
Coding region: 171-491 (106 amino acids)
Cellular component (GO): mitochondrion
Source: RefSeq, a predicted model, not a curated record